CAAACAUGGCUCUUAUCGAACUCAUUUUGUGGAUAGCUCUGUCCCUAGGCAGCGCCACGGCACGUCACAAUUCACGUCAGCCCACUGGCCACGCUCCCACUCGCAUUGUGGGCGGCUCCAAUGUGCCACAGGGUGAGUAUGUGCCCUACCAAGUGUCGCUGCAGUACCAAACGGGAGAGGGACAGGCGCACUUCUGCGGCGGCUCAAUCAUAGCUCCCGAUCGCAUACUCACAGCGGCUCACUGCUGCGAUGGUAUGAAUGUAACGCGCAUGUCCAUCGUCGCGGGCAUACGCAAUCUGGAUGAAAAGGGCGGCUCGCGCUCUCGGGUGGUGUCCUUCGUCAUACAUCCCGCAUACAAGGCGCUGAAGACAAGCGAUAUUGCAGUGCUAACGAUCGACCCGCCGCUGGUCUACAACAAUGUCAGCGUGGCGCCCAUUGAGUUUUCCUCGGAUGAGUUUGUGGGCAGCGGAGUCCCUGUGACCCUAACCGGAUGGGGUUUGCGUUUCCCCGCUCCCUUUCCCUUUCUGGACAACUUAAACUUCCCGAAUACACUGCAGCGCAUGAGCUACAGAACGAUCACGAAUCGGGAGUGUCAACAACGUGGCAUGGAAUAUGUGACGGACACGGAGAUAUGUGCUAGAGGCAUCUUCAGGGGCGCCUGCUCGGGCGACUCGGGUGGCCCGCUGGUUCGCAAUGACAACGGAUUGAAGCAGGUCGGAGUCGUGUCCUAUGGCUUGGUCGUCUGCGGUCUCUUCGUUUCGCCCGAUGUCUACACAAGAGUUUCCACCUUCAGGAACUGGAUACAGCAGGGCAUAGAGGCGACCAACUAACUCCAUAACACGAUCACGUCGUCUGA
Messenger RNA from Drosophila hydei, 856 nucleotides. Its product is annotated as chymotrypsin-1. The transcript is spliced from 3 exons. NCBI's taxonomy places the organism in Eukaryota, Metazoa, Arthropoda, Insecta, Diptera, Drosophilidae. Gene Ontology annotation, biological process: proteolysis. The coding region runs from base 6 to 830 and encodes 274 amino acids. Gene Ontology annotation, molecular function: serine-type endopeptidase activity. The record is from RefSeq and is a predicted model, not a curated record.